Molecule: messenger RNA, 6899 nt
Organism: Spirodela intermedia
Lineage: Eukaryota; Viridiplantae; Streptophyta; Magnoliopsida; Alismatales; Araceae
Source: the annotation of a GenBank genome assembly
AUGGCAGUCGUUGGUAGGGAGGUAUGUGACUCGUACCCUUGUUCACCAGUUUCUUCUUUUGAAAGCGGAUAAUUCACUUUACGCAUUAACAUAAAAAGAGAGAGGAAUUUUAGACAUAUGACCACUGCGUUCUAAAAAUAUGAUAUUUUCUAGAAACUUAUGAGCCUAAGGAUCUCAUACGCCUCGAGAUCCAAGAAUGACGUCUUCCCUUGUUCAUUUUUAUAUAUGUAUAUAUAUAUAUAUAUAUAUAUAUAUAUAGGAUUGCUCGUUUUUAGGUACUUUUGGUGCGAAUAUUUGAGUUAGAAAGAAAUAUCCUUGCAUUAAUUUCAUACUGCAUUUUCAGUAUUUUCAUUAAACGUAUAACUUUUAUUUUAUGACUGAUGUUUUCAGUGGAAACUAAGUUCAUGCGUUUCUUUCUGUGAAAUCUCACAGAUGAUGAAAUCUUAUAUCUGGCUUCAAACUUCUGAUGGAUCAAUCCAGCAAGUAGAGGAGGAGGUUGCCAUGUUCAGUCCCAUGAUACACGAAAUCCUUCAGACGGGAAUGGGAACUUCAAAAAAUCAUGCUAUUUCUCUCCCGCAGCGUGUUAAUCCAGUUAUGCUUAGUCUCAUACUUGAUUAUUGCCGGUUUCAUCAAGUUCCUGGUCGAUCUAAUAAGGUCUGCCAGAUUUUUCUCCUGUAUCCUGACAUCCUUUUGUUGUUCUUUUUCUCAAGAGUAUGGUUUAAAGUAUACCGAAUGCGUGGUAGUUCGAGUUUGAUUCAUUUCUCUUUAUCGUCGUUCUGACUUCAAUUGAAACCUAGAAAUGUUAACGAAGACAAUUUUGUUAUUUGUUUUUGCUGCUGGUUAUCUUUCUCUCUCAAUUUGUGAAAUCUAUCAAUUAGGAGCGAAAAUCCUUUGAUGAGAAGUUCAUUCGAAUGGACACAAAGCGGUUAUGUGAGUUGACAUCCGCUGCUGAUAGCCUUCAACUGAGGCCCUUGGUUGAUCUAACUAGCAGAGCACUAGCUCGUAUGAUUGAAGGAAAAACUCCUGAGGAGAUUAGGGAGACAUUUCAUCUGCCUGAUGACCUUACAGAGGUACAUGUUAGGAUUCUUUUUUUAUUUUUCUUUGUUUUUGUUCCUCGCUCAUUGAUGUGGUAAUUUCAGGAGGAAAAGUUGGAACCUUUGAGAAACACGACUGAUGAUCUUCGAAUUCGACUGUUGAAUCGACUUUAUGCCAAAAAAAGAAAAGAAUUAAAAGAGAGACAGAAAUUGAAGGUAGCUGCAUCAUCCUGGUUUUACAUCUAACAAAGACGAGAGUGUUGCUUUGCAGUUCUUAUAAAUCAUUUUUUUGUGCUACGCUGAAUUGUACAUCUUCGAACCUAUAGGUUAAUCUUCUAGAUAUAUUGAAUAGAUUUCCUCUUUCAGUUUAGAUCAUCUAUUUUCCACAAGAUAAAGAACCAGCGUUUCCUUUCAAUUUGUUGGUUGCUAGCUUAUUGGGUUGAUUUGCUGUUGACUGUUCACUGAUGGAACUUGCAUCGAAGUUUUUAUUUCGUAAAUGAUCUUGAGUCCUAACCAUUUUUAUCUGAUUAAGGAUCCUGAAGUUGACGAACAACGAUUAGAGGAACAUGUUGAUGAGCGUUCAGUUGAUGAUCUUCUUUCCUUUAUAAAUGGAGAUAACGAAGGUAAUAAUCGAAGAAUUAUUUUGCUAUUAUGCAAAAUACUUAUUAGUGCUCUCCUUUUCUCGUUCAAAAUAUCUGAACCUUAAUGGAAAUAACUUCAUGCUUGCCUGCCAAUCCAAAAGAGCUGUCAUUUCGUUUUGGCAUUUAUGGUAAACUGCCAUUUGGCCUCUUUUUUUGGUAAUCUGUCAAUACAUUUAAGCGUCUAAUUACUUUUUUUUGUAUAUUAUAUUUUUUUGUGAAAUCAAAUCUGUGCAACCUAACAGUCUGUUUGGUUAUAAGGAUAUAAAUGCCUGGUCAAUUGUCAUCCAUAAUAGUCAGAUCUAUAUUUUCCUUUCUCUCAAUUUGGUGGGAGUUUUUUUUUCUAAUUAGCUCUCGCUUUGUGGUAUCAAACGAGUGUUUGCUUCGAAACAGCAAACCAUACUUUUGUCUAGUAUUUAGUACUUUCUAUGGAAAUAUCUUAGGUCUAUAUUUGCUCUAAGUUCUAACUCGAUUCAACAUGCUCUUUCCGUGUAUUUAAAACAUUAGCAUCCUUAUUUCCACAUUUACAGUUCAAUGUAUGUCAUGAAAGAACUCUCCGUCUCUCUCUCUCUCUCUCUCUCUCUCUCUCUCUCUCUCUCUCUCUCUCUCCCCCCCCCCCCCCCUCAUAUGCACUUAUACGUAUAUGGACCCUAGAACUUAAUGAACUUUUCGUUGCUAGUUGUCAAGCUGAUUUGACAUCAAUGGAAAUGCUUUGUCGGAGAGUAUUUAUUUUGGGUCAUUUUGAUUGGUGCUCUAGUGUUCCUCGAAUUGUUCUGGGCCCCAGUCAUUACUUUAUGUAAUAACUGUGACAUAAGGUCGUCUAGGAAAACUGAUGGGGAGGGGAUGAUUCUGUAUUAAGUGAUGGAAGAUUUUAUGGAAUAGAAGAAAAGAGAGGAGAUCAGUAAAGGAAAAAAAAUGUGAAGUCGGUGCACUGGGUUUUUAUGGGGAGUUGGUAUGUAGAGCUGAAAGACCAAAGAAACAGAAUGAGAGGUGAUUUAUUGGGGGUUAGAGAGAAGAUAUUCAAGGAUAGAUUAAUGGAAAUGACAGAUAUAGAAAAGAAUGCGGACUUGGAUAGAGCUGACAGAGAAAAAAGGAAGAACUGUCGGAUAGAGAGGCUGAAGAGAUGGAUGGAGAGAGAUGAAGAUGGGGAUGGUAAUGCCAAAUAGGGAAAGAAAUAGGACGAAUAAGAAAGAGAAUUGGGGAGGAGACAAGCUGUAGGAAACUACAGCUUGGUGUUUGGCUGAAUGGAGACAGCUUAUAACCCUUAAAACUAGGCAGGUGGAGGCAAAGAUUUGGAUAUCAAUGUGACUCGUGCUGGGUAGUUUACUCUAUCAGAGAACCAGCACCAUUAUCAGUUUGUUCAUUGUCACUUCAUAUGAUUAUCCGUCAACAAUAAUGGCGGGAACAAAACAAUACCGGCAGUGAUAAGUACGACAAUGGCAACAGCCAUAAUGAACUGUUUUCCGCAAAUCUUGAAACUAGAAAAGGGAUGGGAAAGAAGGAUACACAAACUGCAUCUAUUGUCAUUGGAAUGAUGAAAAUAGUUUUUAUCAAUCUUUUUUUUCUUUUCUCCCAUUUCUCCGUUAUUUUUCUUGGGGAAGCCAAGAAUCUAGCUUUGGUCCCAGCAUGGAAGUUAUUUCUAAGGUGAAAUAUUCGAAUUCAUGUGGGGUAAGACGACACUAUAAAGCUCUAUGUAGUGAACUUGAUAAAUCAUAGAGUAUGAGAGGACAAUAUUUUUUAUCAAACAAGUGUAUACAUUCUAGAAAAUGCAUUCAACUUUGAGAAUUGCGACCUUAGUAGGACAUUAUGUUUUUUAGGACAUAGAAACCAAAAGGCCAGCCUGUUUUUAUCCCAUUCUUUCUGAACAGUUUUCUGGGAAUACAAUCAUAGAUGCUCGUGGCAGUGCUUGCAUUAAUGUUUUGAAUCCUUUUUUGUCUGAUACAUUCCUCAGCAGCGUGAACUUUUAUAAUACCGUGAAUUAGUAUAAUGUAAAGCGUACUUUAUGAAUUAUACACUUUUUAAUAGUGUUCAAAACCUGGAUGAAACCCAAAAUACUUCCGUUCAGGGGUUUUUUCAGCACAAUUACACCAUGUAUAUCUCUUUCUCACUUUGGAUUUUGAUAAGUAUGUGGUACUAUCCACUUCAAGAAGAGAACCUUAAUGAUGUAAUCCUGGGUAAUGUACUUUUACCUUAUGUUCUUAUGUUGAGAGUAAAAGGGUUAUUUUCCAUCAGUAGAUCAUGAGAGAUCACCCAAAUGGUGUAAUGUAAACUAGAUAACUAUGACCAUGGUUACGUGGAUCGAGAAUAACUUGCGUUUGCAUGGGAAGGAGAAAGUGGAGACUCCAGAUCCAUUUGUCAUGUUGUGUAUGGAAAACCGAUUCUUUUUGUGGUAGGGUUUUAUAAUUUUCAUUCCCAGCUGCCACAUCUUACAGAUUCUCUUGGGGGAUCUAGUCAAUAGGAGGGGAAAGGGCAAACGGUUUAAUCGAGGGAUAGUUUGUGGUUUUCAAACAGGUGAAAACUGUAUCCUGAUGGAACUCUGAAAAGAAGGGCACGCUAAUAUUUAUUUUUUUUAACGGAGUGAGGAUUAAAUGUUUUUGUUGAUCAUCAAUAAGCUUGAAACAUUCCGAGGUCUGAUACCAACUUUCUUUAUCCUGUACAGAUUCGAAAGGAAGUAGAGUAGCCAAACAUAAAAAGAAGAAUCGGAGAAAAAAAUUUCAAUUGAAGAAUUCCUCCUUAGUCGACUCAAGCAAAAACCUCACGCAGGUUUUUUACAUUUUUUCGGAAGAUUUUUUUUUGAAAAUCAUCUUUGCUGUGUCAUUCCUGAUAGAAUGUUUGCUGUUGUUGACUUUAGGAGGCAGACAACAUUUGUACUUCGUCUUGUAAUGCUGAAAGCAAUCUUGAGGCUAGUCAAAGUUUAAAACUUCGUGAUGUUGGUGAAGAUGAAUUUACUCAGGAAGAUCAAUUUGAAGAUGUUGACAUUGAUGACGAACUUGAUCCUGCAAUGAAGGAAGAGCUUGACAGGUUCGUUAAAUUGCACCAGCUUGUUAGUAAAAUGUUGUUGCUUUUCCUGUUGCAAAUCUGAAGCGUGUGUAGAUUUGAAUUAACUGUAUGUCAUCCCUUCCGAUGGUCUAUUUUGGUGUUGUGUGGAGUAGCGCCAUUUAUUUUUGAUUUUUUUGUUCGCCAAUAUUUGUAUUGUCUUUUCAUAAACCUUGUGUGAAAUUUUGCGAAAGCAAGCCCCUUGUUUUAUUUGGUAAACGGCUAAACAUUUGCGGCAAGAUAGCUUAAGCAAAUGCGCUACAACACUGUUUUACCUUUUCAGUACCAACUAGUUUUAGUAACUGAAAUAUUUUAAUAAAUUAUUGUUAUGGAGUCCGUGAAAAUUGAUUUAUGCCUCAAUCUAGUUCAUAAAGAAACUUUUUCGGCUAAGAUUGCUGAAUUUGGGACAAUGUUAAGUAUGCUUGGAGGAAUGCAUAAGUCCUUUCAGUUUGAAGCAGCAUUGCCCCUUUUAGCGUGGCGUAUGACAUCUCCAGUGAAUGGCAGUGGUAUCUGACAAAGACUUGCUCAUUGGCAGAGUCAAUGUCUCACAUCGAAUUAUUAUCAUUGAAUCCCCGCAGGUGCUUCAUUGGCAGAGUCUGCCGAGACGCUAGUUUAGAGCAAGGUGUGUAGAAUUGCUCGGUUCUGAUUUAGAUCAUAAUUAGUCCCUUCCCAAUUGGGUAUUAAUGAGACAAACUGUCCCUGGGAUAGGCCAAUCCCUGUCGAACAAGCAGGUAUAUAAACAUUAAUUUCGGUAGAGCUCCAAAGAUAGCUGAUAGCUCCACAUCGGGGGGAUUUUUCAGCUGUCAGAGGAGACACAUUCAAAGAGUAGGGGAAAAACAGAUGGAUCACGGAAUGACUAGUGGGCAGCUGAUGAUGCUCAUCAUACUAAGAAAAACUUAUAUGUUUAUCAGUAAUUUUUUCGUGCUUUCCUGUGUUACAAGAAUUCAGUCAUGCUAGGUGCACAUUCUUUCCUUGAUUUUAUCUGUUAUUAUGAUUUUUUUUGGUGGCGAUAUGAUGCAGCCUGGGCUGGCCUGUAUGUGAGAUGCUGAAGAAACAAAGUUCAAUGACCUUUGCAUGGAUUACUUGUGCGAUAAAUUUGCAGGGAAGUGGAAGAUUUUGCCAGGAGACUAAACUCGGAUUGGCCUGAAAGAAUGCAAGAAAUGUUGUCUUUGAGUCAGGAAAGGAAACUAGUACCAUUGUCUGUGAAUGGCAGCUGCUCCUCACAGAGAUACACAGGUAUGCUCCCUCUGUCCCUCUGUCUGUCUCUCUCUCUCUCUCUCUCCCAUUCCUUCCCAUAUUGGUAGGCAUCACAUUUACGAUGAAAUGAUUCUGGUUGGACUUUUUCCUCUUAUACUCAUACUCCUGUUCGUUGUGGUACCUCGACCCUAACUCCACCUAUUCAAAGUCUUUUUUUCUGCACGAAAUACCAUGGUAGGAGCCUUUUCUUUAGCCCUUUUCAUAAUACCACAUGAGAUUUAGGGAAAGCGGAGUUCCUCUUCAUUAUUCCACUGCGAAGACAAUCAACUGAUACUUCGAUUCAUCCAAACUAUAUCACAUGUAAUCUUGUGUGAUCAUCCAUUUAAUGACCUUUCUUGAGGUGGCUUCCUGUUUCUGGUGUUUGUGCACUCGCCUGAGAUAAUUCCACUUCGAUUGUGACAGUAACUCCAUUAAGGAACCCAUCUCUCUCUCUUCUCUCUUCUUUUCUCUUGGAAGAUUAAAACUAUUCAACCAGGGCCUUGGUACAUUUAACACCUGAUUUUAAUGUUAGGGAUCUUCUUUGAGAAAACCCGCCCGCUAAAUUACCAAAAACAAACCUUUGAUCCGUAUAAUUUUAAGAAUUCGAUCUAUCUCCAAACUUCCAUGGUCUCAUGUACCCACAUCACAGAACAUCUGUUUGCCUUAGGAUGUGAAGAAAUUCUCUCCAAUACCAAAAUCUCUACAGCCUCGUCCCCGGAUUCUUAUCUUCCGGCAUUUUGUUAAUUCCCUCGGAUUUUCUCCUUGGGACGAGGGCACCGUGGGUUCAUAAAUACCUCGAAUCGGAUCUGUCUUGGUAGUUGACCUGAGUGAGCUAUCCCCAUUUGGAGGGAGCGUAGUCCACCUGUUUUGACUUCAUCGUCAUAGAAGAAAGCAAAUAUCCCCGGCAGUCACUCAAAAAAACCACUUCUUCUCUGCAGGGCUGUAUCAGAGGUGA